UGACCGAGCUACUUCACAAUCAAUCACACGUUGAUUGUUUUUAAGAUAUCAGCCUCACUUCACGUGGUUUUGCCUGCCCUCACCGUAAAAGAGCCUGGCAACACUCCGUCGAAAGUUGGGAAAAGCGACCGUUGUGUUUCGAGCCUCCAUCCCGACUCGUCGCGCGCCCUUCAUCCAUCUCCAUCUUGGCCAUUCAACGCAUCACUCUAGAUCCUCGCAAGAUCUAGAGCGCCCCUCCCUCACCCCUCAUGCGCUCACUCCUCUCCGCCCUCCCCUCUCUGAGGAGGCAACUCGCGCGCGGCCUUGCGACUGCCGCCGAGGCCCCCGCUUCGUCUUCAACCUCGUCCUCCACCCCUUCCCCCGCCGCCGAACCAGAAGCUCCAUGGACGCCGUUCACGCAGCGCACUGGCGUUAUCGCGCGCAAGCGUGGCAUGACCUCGCUUUGGGACAAGGACGGCAAGCGCUGGCCUGUGACCGUCCUCCAGCUCGACAACUGCGAGGUCAUCCGCCACACCGAGCCACCCGCAAAUGACCCCAAGCAGCUGCAUUCCCUCCAGCUGGGCUCGACAGACAGGCGCGAGAAGAACAUUAACAACGCCAUGAAGGGCUAUUUCCGCGCCCACGGUGUUAACCCGAAGCGCAAGCUCAUGGAGUUCCGCGUCAGCAAGGAAGCAGUGUUGCCCGUCGGGACAAAGCUCGGCGCGUCACACUUUGUGCCAGGCCAGUAUGUGGACGUAACGGCUACUAGCAUCGGCAAGGGCUUCCAGGGUGCUAUGAAGCGCCAUGGCUUCCACGGUCUUAAGGCCUCGCACGGUGUGUCCGUCACCCACCGUUCCGCUGGCUCCACGGGUUCCAACCAGGACCCCGGCCGCGUUCUCCCCGGCAAGAAGAUGGCCGGACACAUGGGCAACGUCAAGCGCACGACCCAGAAUCUGCUGGUGCACCGCGUCGACCUGGCGCUCAACCUGGUGUUUGUGCGCGGCGCUGUGCCCGGUGUUGACGACGCAUUUGUGGCCGUUCGCGACGCCAAGAAAAAGGUUGCGUACAAGGCCCAGAACAACCUCAUGUCCGGCAAGCCUGCCGACGAGUGGCUUCCUGAGGGGGUCAAGGCCCUGCCAAUGCCUGCGGGCACUAUCGAGAAGCAGAGCCAGGAGGGGUGGCCCGAGAUCAUUCAGUGGCAGGGCAAGGCGUAAGGUAGCGUAGACAUGCAUCUCACUUCAUUC
Molecule: messenger RNA, 1223 nt
Organism: Cutaneotrichosporon oleaginosum
Lineage: Eukaryota; Fungi; Basidiomycota; Tremellomycetes; Trichosporonales; Trichosporonaceae
Product: mitochondrial 54S ribosomal protein uL3m
Biological process (GO): translation
Cellular component (GO): mitochondrial large ribosomal subunit; ribosome
Molecular function (GO): structural constituent of ribosome
Source: RefSeq, a predicted model, not a curated record